Messenger RNA from Pseudomassariella vexata, 2295 nucleotides. Its product is annotated as mitochondrial distribution and morphology protein-domain-containing protein. Bases 1 to 2295 code for a protein of 764 amino acids. The transcript has 2 exons. Gene Ontology annotation, biological process: mitochondrion inheritance. The record is from RefSeq and is a predicted model, not a curated record. Gene Ontology annotation, cellular component: mitochondrial inner membrane. NCBI's taxonomy places the organism in Eukaryota, Fungi, Ascomycota, Sordariomycetes, Amphisphaeriales, Pseudomassariaceae.
AUGUCAUCUUCAGCUAGGUCAUCGCUCUUGGGGCAGCACGGAUGGCGAUCGUUCUACGAGACUGUGGACUUCCUUGCCUCGAGGCUUCCGCCAAGACAAACCACCUCGAAUCGCCUUGGGCUGAAUCAGUCAAGCCCCUAUUCGACCUCCUCGAUACUCACUCUCAGAACCCCAAAAUCUUCUCCCUGGACGUCUCCGCGACCAUCGAGAUCCUGCGCUUACUAUGCGCGCCGAAGCUUCACAUCGGGUGGUCUUCUCCUUGUUGGGAUCACUCCAAAUCCAUCCACAACUAGCAAUGUUAUAGCUACUUGCGCAGCUGUAGCGGAUUCUGCAGCUGUCGCAAAUGUCAGCCAGAAGGCGAGCGUGAGCAAGCUAGGCUGGCAAGCAUGGCAACGGGGAAUUCAUACAGGUCGAAUGCGAAAUGUUGGUCUAUCACAGAGGGCAAAGUCCACCAAAGCGGGUGCAGAUGCCAGCAAACCAUCCUCAUCGCAACAGAACACUGAGUCGCCAAAGCCUGCGAAUCCUUCAAGCACUGAGACGAAGCCCCCAGAACCCAAUCAAACGCCACACUCGGUAUCGAACUAUUUCCACCUUCCGCAUCUACCACACUUACCUCACCGUCCAACGAAAGAAGAGUUCUUGGCUGCCGCAAACGGGUUCAUGGAACGACUCAAGGUCCGUUUUAAGUGGUUCUCGAUCAGGAGUAUGAGACCGUGGAAUAAUGAUGAAUGGGGCGCAUUUCUAUCUUUCUUCCUCUUUGGACAUUUGGCGUGGAUCUUGCUCGGCACAACUACUUUCAUGUCCCUCGUCAUUUUCUCCAUCAAUACGGUUUUCGCGCAAGAAACUCUGGGACAGUGGGUUGGAGACUAUAUGACACAAUCAGCUGGGCUGACCAUUGUGUUCGAAUCUGCCAUUGUUCCUAAGUGGAAAGAUGGGGUCAUUUCUUUCAGGAAUGUAUUCGUUUCCAGGCGGCCUGGGCAGAGCAAGUCCAGUGUCAGCAAAGGUUCCUCUUCGAGCGCUGCGGCUGUAGCAGCGGCAGAACGCGGAGCUGCCACAGACGUUGCAGCCGAGGUAGAUGACGGCAACUACACACAGUUCGAUGUAACGUUGAAUACCGUCAAUGUCACACUGUCUUUCGUCAAGUGGUGGAAUGGCAAAGGGCUAUUAAAAGAUGUCGAAGUAAAGGGUGUCAGAGGAGUGAUUGACAGGACCUCAGUACAAUGGUCCUCAGACAACGUGGAUCCAUUAUCCUACCGACAUGAACACCACCCAGGAGAUUUUGAGAUUGACUCCUUCAAGUUGGAAGACCUGCUGGUCACAGUGCACCAACCGAGUGGAUUCCGGCCAUUCUCGGUCAGCAUCUUCUCAUGCGAACUUCCCCAACUACGGAAACAAUACAUGUUCUAUGACUUUCUGUCCGCCACUCACAUGUCCGGUUCUUAUGAUGGCUCGCUCUUCACCAUACACCCACGCCAAGUCCACGGGGUCCCAGCUGGGCACGAGCAUAUUUCAAAUGAUCUAGGCGAACCAGGCGCUUGGAAGAAGUUUAGCCGGCUUCGGAUUGACGGGCUGAAGAUUGACCAUUUGAACAGGGGCGACGAGGGUCCCUUCGGGUGGAUAUAUGAGGGCAACGUUGACAUUGUAGCCGAUGUGAUGUUCCCUAAUGAUGACGACGAUAGCAUUACCAAGGUGGUUUCUGACUUCUACGACCGUCUCGAGGAGGCGGUGACAUCAAACCGCUACAUUCACCUUCUCGAAAGCAACACCAGGCGAUACCGUGGUGAUGAAACCACCGCAAAUCCAUCCACCAGCGUAGAAGCGGUCCGUGCCUCUGAGCAUAUCCCUGAGGCCACGCUAUCGGACAAGAAGUACGUUGAUGAGGCCGCCGUACUGUCAACAACUACUUCUACUUCGGACGGAGAGCCACCGCGGUACCUUGUCAUGGAUCUACGCAUUCAUCUCAAUGAUGUGAAAGCUAGUGUCCCGGUCUUCUCAUCAAACCUUUCAUACGUGAACCAGGCGCUUGUCCGUCCCAUCGUCGCGUAUAUCAACGCGAAAAGGACUUACAUCCCGAUCAGCUGCCGCAUUGUCAAACGCGCGUCGGACUUCGACGGAGCAUGGUCGACGUAUGACUCCGGUAUGAUGACUGAUUUGUCUGCCGAGGUCUACUCUGCGUUUGCCAAUGACGUCGAGGAUCAGCAAAGCCGAACCAGGAGGCUAAAGAAAGUUGGCUUCUGGACGCUGAGUCUCGCUGUUCAUGCCCUGUUCAUGGGCAUGGCCGGCAAUGUGAUAUGA